Molecule: messenger RNA, 818 nt
Organism: Vespula vulgaris
Lineage: Eukaryota; Metazoa; Arthropoda; Insecta; Hymenoptera; Vespidae
Product: transcription initiation factor TFIID subunit 10-like
Exons: 4
Coding region: 240-620 (126 amino acids)
Biological process (GO): transcription initiation at RNA polymerase II promoter
Cellular component (GO): nucleus; SAGA complex; transcription factor TFIID complex
Molecular function (GO): RNA polymerase II general transcription initiation factor activity; promoter-specific chromatin binding
Source: RefSeq, a predicted model, not a curated record
CAGAGGUCGCAAGGAGCAGCUAAUAUUCUUAAUAGGUAAGAACAUCGUCCAUAACCUUAUUUACGGAUCUAUCGUUACGAUUUAGAGAACGUAUCUUAGGAUAUUCGAUGCAUUUUUCAAUAAUAACAUUUUAAUUAAACAUUGUGGUUUAAUAGUGUAAUUAUUAUCAAUAAUAAAUCUUACAACGUUAUUGUCAAUUUUGAGUCGUAACAACAAAUAAUUAGUAAUAUUGAAGAAACAUGACAGAAAACUUUGAAAGGGAUAUUCCACCAAUGUAUACAAAUGAAGAACCGAAAACAGCUGGUCAACCACUCUCCGAUUUCCUUUUACAACUGGAAGAUUAUACACCAACGGUACCUGAUGCUAUCAGCGAACAUUACUUACAUACUGCUGGUUUUAAUACUACCGAUCCUAGAAUAGUACGUUUAGUAUCCCUAGCAGCUCAAAAGUUUAUUUCCGAAAUUGCUAAUGAUGCCCUUCAACACUGUAAAACACGUGGUGCUAAUCAAAAUACAAAAACAAAAGGAAAGGAUCGUCGUUAUAUGCUUACUAUGGAAGACUUGACACCUGCUGUUGCAGAAUAUGGCAUUAUAGUUAAGAAACCACACUAUUUUGUUUAAAGAAAAUAUAUUCUUUAUCAUAAAAUUGGUCUUCUACUACAUUUUUUGAAAUCUAAUGUAUACUUUUAUAAAUACACAUAUAGACAUAUAAUUUUCAUUACUGGAUAUAUUAUAUUAGAUUGUAUACAUUAUAUCAAAAACAAUAUGUAAUUUUAUUUAAAUUAAAAAAUUAAAUAUGUCGUACAUCAAGGAGAUAAA